This is a messenger RNA of Lycium barbarum (goji berry), 1728 nucleotides long. RefSeq names its product fasciclin-like arabinogalactan protein 4. The transcript has a single exon. Lineage: Eukaryota; Viridiplantae; Streptophyta; Magnoliopsida; Solanales; Solanaceae. The record is from RefSeq and is a predicted model, not a curated record. Gene Ontology annotation, biological process: mucilage biosynthetic process involved in seed coat development; multidimensional cell growth; abscisic acid-activated signaling pathway. Bases 202 to 1437 code for a protein of 411 amino acids. Gene Ontology annotation, cellular component: plasma membrane.
GCAUGAGAGAAUAUGAAUGCAAUAAUUCAAAUCAAUAUCAUGGACCAUGAUACACCGUAUUCAUCACACAUCAACCCCUAGAGGGGCCACCAAAGGUCAAAGGAAACUGUUUGUGGAAGCCAAGAUCCAAAGAGGCAUCACUCUCUGUUACCACCUAGAGAGAGAUAGACACCUCUACUCUCUUCUUCCAUCUUCACAAAAAUGGCUAUCACAAUUUCCAUUUCCCAUUUUACCCCUACUACAUUCCUCUAUUUCCUUCUCUUAUCCACUUCCCAUCCCAUUUUCGCCAUUAACAUCACUAAUCUCUUAUCAUCUUACCCUAAUCUCUCCGACUUCACUAAUAUCCUUUCCAACACCUCCGUUACAACCGAUCUAGCCCAACGCUCUUCCUUAACCAUCCUCGUCGUCCCUAACAACUUCCUCCGCCGUCAACCACCGUCAAACGCCGUUAACCUCGCCGACAUCCUCCGUUACCAUGUCCUUCUUGAAUACCUUUCUUGGCCUGACCUUAAAAGCAUACCACCCAAAGGAAAAGUCGUCACAACUCUGUUACAAACCACUGGUCGUGCCCCGAAUAGCUUCGGGUCGGUUAACAUAACCCGAAAUAGCAAUACCAAUACAAUCACAGUUCAUUCACCAACUUCAAACGCUACAAUUCUUGAACUUUUAAAGACACUUCCUUAUAAUAUAUCUGUUUUUACGGUUGAUUCGUUGUUGGUGCCUAAUGGGUUUGAUCUUAUGGCUUCUGAGACUAGACCUCCUUUAGGUCUUAAUAUUACGAAGACACUUAUUGAUGGUCAUAAUUUUAAUGUUGCAGCUUCAAUGUUAAUUGCUUCAGGGGUAGAAGAGGAAUUUGAAAGAGAUGAAGGUGGGGCAGGAUUAACGUUGUUUGUUCCAACUGAUGAUGCAUUUUCAGACAUGUCAUCUUCGAGGGAUUUCCAAUCUUUACCAGCUGAGAAAAAAGCUGUUGUUUUAAGGUUCCAUGUUUUGCACUCUUAUUAUCCGUUAGGUUCGUUAGAAAGUAUAGUUAAUCCAGUUCAACCAACAUUAGCUACAGAACAAAAUGGUGCUGGGAGUUUUACCCUAAACAUUUCAAGAUUCAAUGGUUCUGUUGGGAUUAAUACAGGAAUUGUUACAGCGUUUGUGACACAAACAUUGUUUGAUCAGAACCCUGUGGCAAUAUUUGGUGUAUCAAAAGUGCUGUUACCUAAAGAGUUCUUUUCAAUUGAUGUGAAUAAUAAGACUAUAGAAUCUGGGGUAGCUUCACCACCGGAGAUUCCUUUAUCGCCGGAAUAUUCGCCGGGAAUCUACGGUGGCCACUUGUCAUCACCACCAGUGUUAGGGAAUGUGACGUCAUCGACGACGAAUGUUGGGAAAAAGGAAAUCUUCUUAUGGUGCAUAGGGUUCUUCUACCUACUACUACUGGUCAUUAAUUAAUUGUUGAAAUUAUAAUUUAUUUUUUUGGUCUUGCCAUUAUUAUUUUACCCUUUUUUACACGGCAUAUUGAAAAUUGGAUGCUGCUACCAGAAAAGCAGCCAUUUUUCAAUUGGGAUUCUUGGGAGUAUGUUUAAUUCUGUGUCUCUAUCUGGAAGUGAUUUUUAGAUUAGGGAAUUUUUUGCAUUUGUAAUAUCCAUUUCUUGUAAUCUUGUAAAGCUUCAAUUUUUUUUUUUUUACUACGAUGAAUCGUUGAGUAUAUUUAUAAUUUAUGUAAAGAUAAGGUUUUUCGAA